Messenger RNA from Orycteropus afer afer, 2898 nucleotides. RefSeq names its product myocardin (gene MYOCD). Gene Ontology annotation, biological process: cardiac muscle cell differentiation; smooth muscle cell differentiation. The record is from RefSeq and is a predicted model, not a curated record. The transcript has 13 exons. Lineage: Eukaryota; Metazoa; Chordata; Mammalia; Tubulidentata; Orycteropodidae. The coding region runs from base 175 to 2898 and encodes 907 amino acids.
UUACGACUUCAACAGAGAAGGGCCCAAGAGCAACUGGCUAACCAAGGCAUAAUACCACCACUGAAAAGUCCAACUGAAUUCCAUGAGCAAAGGAAAAAUUUGGAUAGUGACAAGACUGAGGACCACUUGAAGCACAAGGUCAGAAACAGAUCAGAAAGUGCUGACUUGGUUAAUAUGCACAUACUCCAAGCCUCCACAACAGAGAGAUCCAUUCCAACCACUCAGAUGAAGCUGAAAAGAGCCCGCCUUGCAGAUGAUCUUAAUGAAAAGAUUGCUCUCCGGCCAGGGCCUCUGGAGCUGGUGGAGAAGAAUAUACUCCCUGUUGAUUCUGCUGUGAAAGAGGCCAUUAAAGGUAACCAGGUGAGCUUCUCCAAAUCAGCAGAUACAUUCACCUUUGAAGAGGACAGCAGCAGCGAUGGGCUCUCUCCAGAUCAGACUCGAAGUGAAGACCCCCAAGUCUCCAUGGGAUCGCCAGCAGACACUAAACCUGUGGAGAUCCCUCUGGCAGGCCCCCUGGGGACAAUCCAGGAUCGUGCUUCUGGCUCAGAAAAUGACAGGAAUGACUCAGCAUCACAGCAAGGCAACCAGUCAGAUGCCAGGAAGCAGGACCUUGGCCCCCUUGGCACCCCAAUGCCCAUACACACUGCUGUCAAGUCCAAGUCCUUGAGUGACAGUAAGAACCGCCACAAAAAGCCCAAGGACCCCAAGCCGAAGGUGAAGAAGCUCAAGUAUCACCAGUAUAUCCCCCCAGACCAGAAGGCCGAGAAGUCGCCCCCACCCAUGGACUCGGCCUAUGCCCGGCUACUCCAGCAGCAGCAGCUCUUCCUGCAGCUCCAGAUUCUCAGCCAGCAGCAGCAGCACCGCUUCAACUACUCUGGGGUCCACCAGGCUCAGCUCAAGGAAACGAAUGAACAGAUGGUCAGAAAUUCAAACACUUCUUCAACACCACUGAGCAACACUCCUUUGUCUCCUGUCAAAAACAAUUUUUCUGCACAAACUGGUGUCUCUUCUUUCCAGCCAGGCCCACUCCCAUCAAAUCUGGAUGAUCUGAAGGUCUCAGAAUUAAGACAACAGCUUCGAAUACGAGGUUUACCAGUGUCAGGCACCAAAACAGCCCUCAUGGAGCGGCUGCGGCCCUUCCAGGACUGUUCUGGAAACUCUGUGCCAAACUUCGGUGAUAUAACGACUGUCACCUUUCCUGUUACACCAACCAGCACUCUGCCUAAUUACCAGUCUUCCCCUUCCACCAGCGCCGUAUCCAAUGGCUUCUACCACUUUGGUAGCACCAGCUCCAGCCCUCCCAUCUCCCCCGCCUCCUCUGACCUCUCGGUAGCUGGGUCUCUGCCAGAUACUUUCAACGAUGCCUCCCCAUCCUUCACCCUGCACUCAUCCCCAGUUCACGUCUGCACAGAAGAAAGCCUCAUGAGCAGUCUGAAUGGGGGCUCUCUUCCCUCAGAGCUGGAUGGGCUGGACUCGGAAAAGGACAAGAUGCUGGUGGAGAAGCAGAAGGUGAUAAAUGAGCUCACCUGGAAACUCCAGCAAGAACAGAGGCAUGUGGAGGAACUGAGGAUGCAGCUUCAGAAACAAAAAAGGAGUAACUGCUCAGAGAAGAACCCAUUGCCUUUCUUGGCUACCUCCAUCAAGCAGGAAGAUGCUAUCUCCAGUUGUCCUUUUGCAUCAUCCCAGCAGACAUCUGUGAAAAGGCAAAGCAACAGCUCAGAGAUUCAACAGACACCCUGUGAAGCUGCUCAACUCCUACCCCUUGGAGGCACACAUUGUGUGGAGUCCUCUGGUCAGACCAAUGUACUUUCUUCCACAUUUCUCAGCCCUCAGUGCUCACCUCAGCAUUCCCCACUUGGGACUCUGAAAAGCCCACAGCAUAUCAGUUUGCCUCCAUCACCCAACAACCAUUACUUCUUACCCUCAUCUUCCAGCACUCAGGGAGAAGGGCACAGUGUCUCCUCACCUGUCAGCAGCCAGGUGUGCACUGCUCAGAACUCAGGGGUACACGAUGGCCAUUCUCCAAGCUUCUCUCCCCAGCAUCCUAGCCUCCAUCCUUCUUUCUCUGGAGUACAGGCAGACAGCAGUCAUGCUGCCGGGGCUACCACCUGCCCCAAAAGCCCAGGUGUACAGCAAAAGAUGGCUGGUUUACACUCUUCUGAGAAGGCAGGACCAAAGUUUUCAGUCCCAUCCCCACCUUUUUCUAAAUCAAGCUCAGCAGUUUCAGAGAUAACACAGCCUCCAUCCUAUGAAGAUGCAGUAAAGCAGCAGAUGACUCGAAGUCAGCAGAUGGAUGAACUCUUGGAUGUCCUCAUUGAAAGCGGAGAAAUGCCUGCCGAUGCCAGAGAAGAUCAUUCCUGUCUUCAAAAAGUCCCAAAGAUAUCGGGGCCUUCCCAAAGCCCUAGUGCUGCUCUACCCAAGCCUUCAGCUUCCUUUGAACAAGCUUCUGCAGGAGGCCAGCUUUCCUAUGAUCACUACACCACUGAAAAUGACGAACACCUUGAAGUCUUACUAAAUUCCCAGAGCCCCUUAGGAAAGGUGAGCGAUGUCACGCUCCUAAAACUUGGGAGCGAGGAGCCUCAGUUUGAUGGGAUCAUGGAUGGAUUCUCUGGGAAGGCUGCAGAAGACCUGUUCAAUGCACAUGAGAUAUUGCCAGGCCCCCUUUCCCCAAUGCAGACUCAGUUUUCACCCUCUUCUCUGGACAGCAAUGGUCUGCCAUUAAGCUUCACUGAAUCCCCUUGGGAGACCAUGGAGUGGCUGGACCUCACUCCACCAAGCUCCACACCAGGCUUUGGCUCCCUCACCACCAGUGGCCCCAGUAUCUUUAACAUUGAUUUCUUGGAUGUCACUGAUCUCAAUUUGAAUUCUCCCAUGGACCUUCACUUACAACAAUGGUAG